This is a messenger RNA of Eurytemora carolleeae, 1013 nucleotides long. Its product is annotated as E3 SUMO-protein ligase NSE2. Gene Ontology annotation, cellular component: Smc5-Smc6 complex; nucleus. NCBI's taxonomy places the organism in Eukaryota, Metazoa, Arthropoda, Copepoda, Calanoida, Temoridae. The record is from RefSeq and is a predicted model, not a curated record. Gene Ontology annotation, molecular function: SUMO ligase activity; zinc ion binding. Gene Ontology annotation, biological process: double-strand break repair via homologous recombination; protein sumoylation. The coding region runs from base 54 to 371 and encodes 105 amino acids. The transcript has 6 exons.
AUUAAAGGAUUCUUCUUUUUUCUAGGAAGGAAGACCACGAGUUUAUACAGAGGAUGAAUGCUCUGACAGGAAACAAGCCGGGUAGCGCAGGAGGUGAUGCUGAGAAUUCUGAUGAAGAAUUGGAUGUAACACAGGUUGAGAGAAGCACUGUUUGUCCGAUCAGUAAGAGUGAGAUGGUUAAUCCUGUGAAGCAUAUUCCCUGCGGACAUGUUUAUGAUAAGGAGAGUAUAGCUGCCCUGAUGAAGAACUCGGGAAAGAAAAGAUGUUUCUGCCCUAUGAUUGGAUGUCCUUAUCCUAAUCCUAUCCAACGAACUGAUCUGGUUCUUGACACAGAUCUUCUCAAGUUCAUCAGGAAGAAACAAACUCAGUAGAAACUGGAGACGACCUUGUUUUUCGUUGGACAUUUGCUAAAUAGACUAUUUCAUUUUCAAUUGCGUCCACCGCUGAUAUUUUAAAAAUAUUUGUAAAAUAAUUGGACAUUUUUAAUCUGAAAUUUUUUGUAAUGAAAACAAUGAGUUGGAUACCUGAUUUGAACUAUACUUCCGUUUGAACUAUUGUUCAUUAGAACUAUAGUUUAAAUGAACAAAAAGAUAACUCAAAUAUAUUCAAACAGGAUAGCAUCCAACAAAGACGAUUUGAAAACAAAAAUACGCAAUGAUUGCGCGUAUCCUCUAGGUUUCGUGAUUUUUUCUAAACCGGUUCAAAUUAACGAGAUCUACUUUUGAAAACCAAUCGUAAAACAGACGAUAUGUUGAUUUUUCGACAAUUUUUAUUUGUGAAAAUUUGCUCAAUUUUUGACAGUUCAUCUAAAAUUUAAUUUCCGAAUUUUGAUAUGAUUUCAAAUACCGUGGUUUUUGUUUUGAUUAAGAAUUAACGGGCUCGCACUGAUAUGCGCACUUGACGAAAAUGUGUUCUUUUUAUCAUUUUUCGCGCAGGAACAAUACUGUGUUGGUUUGAACAAAACAUUUAGUUUAGAAUAAUUGUCGAUGCAUAAAUUGUUUGUGUUUUUCAGA